Molecule: messenger RNA, 438 nt
Organism: Fusarium odoratissimum NRRL 54006
Lineage: Eukaryota; Fungi; Ascomycota; Sordariomycetes; Hypocreales; Nectriaceae
Exons: 2
Coding region: 1-438 (145 amino acids)
Source: RefSeq, a predicted model, not a curated record
AUGAGUCCUCGAAACUACCAAACGCCCCUUGCCGCCUACAAUUCUGAAAACAUCAUUUCAAACCGCACAAUGUCGAAUACCGAAGGAGAACUUCAACAAGAUGAAUCGAUACCCUGGGGCAUCAUCGUCUUCUGCAUCUUUUUCUGUCUCUUUUUCCUACUGACGAUCCUUCGUUGGACCGAUCUCCAGCUCAGCAUUUUCCGUGAUUUCAUCAACAGCGGCCGAUGGCGAGCAUACUUUGGAAUGGAAGUACCCAGACGACAUGGCCAGAGUAACUUCAAAAAGGUCGAAUUUGGGGAAGACGCUCCGUUAGUGAAGAAGGUGGUGAAAAAGGUUCGGUUCUACGACGAUACAACUACUGUUGAAGACAUUGAGGGAGUGAAAGCAAAGAGCAAUGAAGUCGACUGUGCCAACCAAAAUGAAACAAAGCGCGAAUGA